Messenger RNA from Eufriesea mexicana, 4781 nucleotides. Its product is annotated as Down syndrome cell adhesion molecule-like protein Dscam2. The coding region runs from base 89 to 3799 and encodes 1236 amino acids. Gene Ontology annotation, molecular function: cell-cell adhesion mediator activity. Gene Ontology annotation, biological process: brain development; cell-cell adhesion; axon guidance. The transcript has 15 exons. The record is from RefSeq and is a predicted model, not a curated record. Lineage: Eukaryota; Metazoa; Arthropoda; Insecta; Hymenoptera; Apidae. Gene Ontology annotation, cellular component: plasma membrane; axon.
CGUCGACGGUGCGCGAAAGCCGCCCACCACCGACGGCUAACUAACGACCGGCGUGUUAUGCCGCGAAACAGUGCCACCCCGUUGGGUGAUGGAGCCCCAAGAUGUCCGUGCCUCCGAAGGGAUGUCGCGUCUGGUCCUCCACUGCCACGCGGACGGAUUUCCGCCGCCGGCGGUCUCAUGGCGGCGGGCCAGCGGCAAGAAGCCCGGCAAUUAUCGCGACAUAGUCACGCACGAGCACGCCCAGAACCUCAAGAUACACUCGAACGGGUCCCUGGUGUUCGCUCGUGUACAGGAGGAUCACGAGGGAUUUUAUUUGUGCGAGGCGGUGAACGGGAUCGGGGCUGGAAUCAGCAAAGUCGUGCAUCUGACCGUGAACGUGCCCGCCCAUUUCGUGGAGAGACACCGUAACCAGACAGCGAGGCUCGGCUCGAGCGCGUCGCUGCGCUGCGAGGCGAAGGGUGAUCAUCCCCUGAAGAUACUGUGGAAAAAGAUGGGCGCGCACCUGGAGCAGAAACUGUCCGACUAUCGGUACACGUUGAAGGAGGAGAACACCACCGACGGUAGCAUCAGCACGCUGGAGUUUCUAAGCACGAGUCGAGAGGACAGCGCGAGAUACUUCUGCAUAGCGUCGAACGCUUACGGCCGCGACGAAAUGACGAUUCACCUGUACAUACAAGAGCCACCGGAUUUCCCGCGGAACCUUCACGUGAUCGAGAAGGGGAGCCGUUACAUCAACAUCAGCUGGACGACCAGCCAGGAUGGCAACAGCCCCAUCACCCAGUACAUCAUCGAGUACAAGACCGACACCGAGGUGUGGCACGAUCACACGUUUCACAUGACAGUGCCUGGCACCCAGGCCCACGCUCACGUGAGCAGUCUGCGUCCGGCGGUCUCCUAUCAGUUCCGAAUAUACGCGGAGAACGAAUUGGGUCGUAGUCAGGCGAGCGACAUUUUGGAAACAACGACGGAAGGCGAGAAGCCGAGCGGCCCACCGAGAAAUCUCAAGGUAGAUCCUGUCAGCUCGACCGAGUUUAACGUCACCUGGGACCCACCUGAUCAUGAUUUAUGGAACGGAGAGAUACUCGGUUAUCACAUCGGCUACAAGGAACAUAGGUUGGCAGCGGACCAGUACACGUACCGCACGGUAGAGAGGCGAAUCUCCACGGCCAGCGUGGCCCUAGGCCUGGCAAGAACGUCGAUGCCCGGCAGACAAUACCAGCUGACAAACUUGAAGAAGUUCACGCGGUACAGCGUAGUGGUGCAAGCGUACAACGUGCUAGGCCAAGGUCCCAUGACGCCGGAAGUGGUCGCGACCACCCUCGAGGACGUGCCUAGCAGUCCACCGCAAGACAUCCGGUGUGCGGCGCUGUCCUCGCAAUCACUGCAAAUCUCGUGGGACGCGCCGCCCGACUCCAGUCUGAACGGCAUUCUGAAAAGCUACAAGGUCAUAUGGGAGAACAUGGACGCUCUGACCGAGUCGCCCAAGUCGGAAAUGAAGAUCACCAGUGCCUUGACUGUGGUGAUUCACGGCCUCGAGAAGUACACGAAUUACUCUGUCCAAGUGUUAGCCUCGACCAGGGCUGGCGACGGGAUCGCGUCCUCACCUUUGUAUUGCGUCACCGAGGAGGAUCUGCCGGAGGUGCCAGCGGGCGUGAAGGCGGUCGUCAGGUCGGCGACAUCAAUUAUCGUGUCCUGGCAGCCGCCGCUCAGGAGCAACGGGAACAUCACGUCGUACAACGUUCAUAUCCGCUGGGUAAACCCGGAGGGAAAAUGGUACACACGGGCACUGCUUCCGUAUCAGACCAGUUAUCCGGUGGAGAACCUGCAGAAGAAAAAUCAGUACGAGUUCAGUAUCGCGGCGGUUACGUCGGUGGGCGAGGGACCCCAGACUCAGCCAAUCACGGUUUCACUAACCAGCGAAGUCCGAGCGGCGAUAUACUCGUUCGGCACCGUGCGGGUAGUCCCAUGGAAACGAAACGUGACGUUACCAUGUCAGAGCGUCGGCAAUCCCGAACCGUCGGUGACAUGGAAACAAUGGGGCCAGAUAGUGAAACCGUCCAGCAGGGUGUCCUUGCUACCGGAAGGCUCGCUGCAGAUCAUGGAUCUUCAGCGGGAGGACAGCGGAAAUUACACUUGCUACGUGAAGAAUCGUCACGGAUCCGAUCACAUCACGCAUCGUUUAACCGUGCAAGUUCCACCGGCAGCCCCGUUGCUGCACGCCACCAGCGCGACCAGUAAUUCCAUCAACGUCCAGUGGAAGAACAGGGAUGAUGGUGGUGCCCCAAUCAGGGGUUACAUUCUGCACUACAAACGAGAGUCGGGCGAAUGGGAGGAGGUGAAGGUCUCCCAUAAAGUCAACAGUUUCGUACUGUCACGACUAUGGUGCGGGAACGAUUAUCAGAUGUAUCUGACUGCGUACAAUCGGAUAGAUAUGGGCUCGCCCAGCGAGAUUGUAAAAGCCACGACCAAUGGGUCAAAGCCGGAGAACUCGCCCAGCAACGGUGAUAAAUUCAUCACGGUGAACGUAUCGUGGAUCACUCUUCAUCUGAGCAUGUGGAACGACGGAGGGUGCCCUAUCACGUACUUCGAGUUGGAGUACAGAAAAAGCGGAGACGACAUUUGGACUCUAGUAUCGAAUAACAUCGAGGUACAGAAGACGUACACGCUCAGCGAACUGCAACCUGGAACUACCUACGACAUCCGAAUAAGGGCGCACAAUAACGCGGGUUUCUCGGUUGCCGAGUACAGGAUAACGACCCUGCAACCUCACACCAGCAGCACCGUGCCGUCCGUGGAGAUCGAUCAGUACAUUCCUCAGCACACGUCCGUCUACUCGGAUCUAAAGCUGAUUAUCCCUCUGAUACUGAGCUCACUGGCGAUCAUCGCCGCUGCCGGUGCCGUGUUUUAUUGCUUACGGAAACGGGAAAUCGCGAGCCUGCACGACGCCCAGACUGCAGCUGCCUUAGACAAUAAGCAGAACAUGGAGCAGCGUGAACAGUACUACGCGACCGUGCGCAAGCCUCUUCGCUCGCCGAUACACGAGAUGGCUACCUUGGAAAAAAUUCCAGAAUACUCGGAGGACAUUUAUCCGUACGCGACCUUCCAACUAGAAGAGAGCGUGCCACCAGGAGGCGAUAGUCGAUGUAAUUCCGCGGCGCCUUUACAGACCUUCGUUUAUCACGAUCCUCGUCUGUCCGCAGCCGACACCCUUCAAUUACGAGAGUCGGAUUGCAACCGGUACACUAAGGUGCGCGGAGGCCGUUCGUCCUCUGCGCCAUUGCACAAAACGCACAAGGUCAGUCAGGGCAAGUCCGAGUCGGAGGAAUACGACACCCUGGGCUCGGAUAGCGACACGGAAGUCGGGACCAGCAGCCGAACCGAGUCUUCCAAUCACCUCGUCGAUUCGCACCACUCGGUGUCUGCGGCCGACUCGCGUGUCCACAACUUCCUGUACCAUGGACCAGAAUCUAGUACGUCUACAGAACCCUCACCGAUUUUUGAGAGAAAAUCGUUUCCUGGAAGGGGAAGAUCCAAGAUGUUACAGCUGGCGCGUCAUACCAGCGAGGAGACCCGUUCCAACUUCGGCCCAAUCUCCGGGUUUGGCAAUCCCAAGCACCAGUCGAGCAAUUCCUGCUCAAAUCGGGACCAGGAGCGUGACGGAUCAGGGAACCUGUUCGUCCCCAAGCUGGACCCACCCACGGGCUUCUCCGACGCGUUUGAGCUAAGCGAGGCAGAGUGCGACCUCGAUCGCGGCCACAACAGCCAACGAAACGUCCGUGACUUCGCAAUCGCGGUGUAAAUAGAAAGAAACGUAGAACCUACGGUGAACCUGCACGAUGCUACGCGAACCAGCGAAACAAACGAAACCCCAUUUCAACUAUCUCGAUGUAAAGAAAACACCAUGGUGGUCCGUCUUUCGUUAAUUAUCAUUGGCCACUGUGUUCGCAGCGGCCACUGAGUAAUGUGCUCCCUGUUCGUGUUCCUGGCCUAUGUCGACGGGAAAGUGUCAAUCGUAUCCUAUAACAAAAGCGAACGUACUGAACUCGACCAUGUGUUCUUCAAACUGCCACUUCGUUCGAAUUCGCGAGAGCCUGCGACCACGUGAAGACCGUUUCUUCGAUUUCGAUGUUUCUCGUUUGAGUUCCGAGCGAGUAUAUAGACCGAUCCUGAGCGCUCUUUCGGGUGAAUUCGAUCGACCAAACUUUUAUCGACUGCCAUUUCGUUCGAAAAGAAAAACGAUUGUCCUAUAUAAGAGAGACUUUACUCUACUUCUCUACCUACUUUGUAAAUUAGACAAAUUUUCGCAGGUUAUCGAACGACUAUUGAUACGAUUGCUCGAGUUCGAUCAACACGUCCGUUUGAGUCUGUAUCACGCUAAGACUGCGACAGAAGAGCGUACUCUACUGUAAGCGAUCCGCAGGGAAGGUUUUGUCUUCCCUGCGCGAAAGACUCCUAUUAUCUUUAUUAACCAAAGACUCGAAUCAUGCUGAAUACUAUCGUUGAACGCGGAUCGUCCUAUCGUUAAGACUACGUUGCAGUAAACAUUCACGACAAAACGGUUUCAUUGUACCGAGUGCAUAUCCCAAGCGAGCAAUACGCCAUUUGUUACGAGUUUACUUGGUCUUCCAAUUUCGUAGAUCGUUUUAUCUACUCAUUUCACCGUCGUCCUUUUUAAAGCGAAGAAACGCGUGAACGAUUUCUUUUUCACCUCGAACGAGCCAGCAUGUUUCUCGUUCGUGUACCAACCGUGUGUUGUAUACGUGUAUAAAUAACGAAGCUAG